Molecule: messenger RNA, 1204 nt
Organism: Hevea brasiliensis (rubber tree)
Lineage: Eukaryota; Viridiplantae; Streptophyta; Magnoliopsida; Malpighiales; Euphorbiaceae
Exons: 8
Coding region: 77-979 (300 amino acids)
Source: RefSeq, a predicted model, not a curated record
CCUCAGACCUCAAUCUGCAGCUGCUAGAAAGCUGCGAGAAAGCUGCGAGGUCCAAAGAAAAAGUAAGCAAAGAUUAAUGGCCGGAAAUUCAACGUUCAAAUUAUUUUCGACGUCGGGAGGUAUAGGGUUUUUCGAUUCUCCUUCUGAGGCUUCACUCCCUCCUCCGCCUCCUCCUGUCGAAGUACUUUCUUCUCAGGUUUCAUCCACUUUGAAAUGCUCUGUGGAGCCCGUAAACUUGGAUGGUCUUACUUUGCUCAAGGGACGGCUAAGUACCAAAGAGGUUUUUGGGUUGCCUAAUUCUGAUUUAGUACCUGGUGUCUAUGAAGGGGGACUGAAGCUUUGGGAAGGUUCACUGGACCUUGUUAAAGCUCUCCGCUCAGAGGUUCAAAAUGGGCAUUUAUCAUUUACUGGAAAGCAAGUUUUAGAGCUUGGAUGUGGUCAUGGACUUCCAGGGAUCUUUGCAUGCCUAGAGGGUGCAGCUGUCGUACAUUUUCAGGAUUUCAAUGCAGAAGUUCUGCGAUCUCUCACCAUUCCCAAUGUGGAUGUCAAUCUUUCAAAAGAAUUUCCUUGCACUGCAUCGGAUGAGAAAAAUUCUGAUUCUGGUGUGGAACUACGUUUCUUUGCUGGUGACUGGGCUCAAAUCCAUCAGUGUCUUCCUCACAUACAUGAUAAUGAAAAAGAUCUGAACUGUUGCUCAGAGGAGUGUCCAGUUUCCAGUUAUGAUAUCAUUUUAAUGGCAGAGACGAUAUAUUCAAUCUCUGCUCAACAAAGUCUCUAUGAACUUAUAAAGAAGUGUGUUCGCGGUCCUUAUGGAGUGGUAUAUAUGGCAGCAAAAAAGUAUUAUUUUGGAGUUGGUGGGGGAACACGGCAAUUCCUAUCUAUGGUGGAGAAAGAUGGAGUUAUGGAUGCAAGUCUGGUUGCUGAAGUUGUGGAUGGUUCUUCUAAUGUUCGAGAGGUAUGGAAGCUAUCAGUGAAGUAGAUCCAAAAUUUUGUUUGUUUUACAUCAAAUCCUAUCGUUAUCUUGUGUAGAUUUGGUUACUAGACCUCUAAACUUAGGAUCAAAUUCAAAAGAUGUAACCUAUAUUUCCUCAAUAUGCUCAUAUUUGCCAGUCUCUUUUGGCCUUUUUGUCAUCUGUUCUCUCAAACUUUUCUUUAUUUUUUUGGUACAUCAAAUAAUCAUCAAGGAUAUAGUUUGUUUUCCAUA